This is a messenger RNA of Protopolystoma xenopodis, 1593 nucleotides long. Lineage: Eukaryota; Metazoa; Platyhelminthes; Monogenea; Polystomatidea; Polystomatidae. The record is from the annotation of a GenBank genome assembly.
AUGUCUGCUCGUGGCGCCCAGCCGCGCCAGGGCUUGGCCGGCCUCCAGCUCGGCCUGGCCUGCUGUGCUCUACUAUUCUGCCUCUUCGUCGAGCUGGCCGCCGAGGUCGGGCAGAAGGCGAAGGAGGCGUCGGGCAAGAAGCCGGUGAUUGUUCAGUACCCUCGCGACAACUUCCUCCUCGAAGGCGGCCUGGUUGAGUUUAUGUGUCGCGCCGAGGGCGACCCGAAGCCGUUGAUUCGGUGGUACCACGCGGACACCGGCCAACCCGUCCAAGAUCAGGCGCCCCAGACCUCGGGUGGCUCUACCGACGACAGCGGAACUGCUGGUACCGGCACCGGCGGUACGAACGGCGUCGGUGAUCAGGCGCCCCAGACCUCGGGCGGCUCUACCGACGACAGCGGAACUGCUGGCACCGGCACCGGCGGCACGAACGGCGUCGGCGGCGGUGGUAUCGCGGCUCAACACGGCGGACCGGGACUGCAUGUGAACCAGCAUCACGGACAGCUGAUGCUGACGGACCUCCGUGCAGAGGCCAGCUACGCCUUCUACUGCAACGCGUCGAACCCGCACGGUUGGGUCGUCAGCCCCAGAGUGGUCGGCGGUAUCGCCUUUCUGGCCGACGAGUUCGCUCGUCAGCCUCUCGACAAGACGGUCCGAGAGGGCGACCGUGUCAUCCUCGAGUGCAGUCCGCCGCGGGGCCAGCCCACGCCUCGAGUCGAGUGGCGUCGCGACGACCGAAGCGUCGCCGAAUUGCCGGCCUCUCGAAGGUCCUCGACGGCCGGCGCCGCCGCCGGCGGAGGAGGCGUCGAGGCGGCCGGGUCGGGUCUGCUGGUGCUGCCUCAUCGGGCCCAGUUCACCGAGUCCAGCCUGACGUUGGUGAAUGUGACGCCGGCCGACGCCGGCGUCUACGCCUGCGAGGCGCCCGGCGGUCAAGCGCUCGCCGAGGCCAAGCUGACGGUACAGUCGGCGCCGGCCUUCCUGCGCACGCCGGAAGAGCAGACGGCCCGUGAAGGCGACACGGUGGAGUUCCACUGCGAGAGCAUCGGCUAUCCACGACCGUCGGUGUACUGGGAGACGCCGAGCAAACUGCCGCUCUUCCCGCCCGAGGACGGCCAGGCGGUCGGCGACCAGCCGGCCAAGUAUCUGCUGCAUCCGUCGGGCCGUUUGGUCAUCUUCCACGCGACCAGGGCCGACGAGGGCCAGUACACCUGCACGGCACACUCUUCCGUCAACACUGUCUCCUCGUCCGCUCUGCUCCGCGUCCUCCCGGCGCGCCACAGACCGCCUGUACCACCGCCAGGCGUCUUCCGGCCCGGCCAAUCCGGCCAACCGGGCCACCUCGACGGACUCGGUCUCCUCUCGCCCCGGCUCGACGAUGUCAUCGCGCCCGUCAUCAUCUUGCCGCCGGCCAACCAGACUCUGUUGCUAGACCAAACGGCCACGCUGCAAUGCGACCUCGGCGCGACACGACAACCCAACGGCCUGUUGUCCGGCGCUGCCGGUCGCUCGGGCGUCGUCGUCGGGCCUCGGGUCGUCUGGCUGCGUGCCACUCGCGCCACCGGCGGUCUCCACGAGCAGUUGGACGAGGCGACG